UCGCCUGGUGUUAGCCUGGAGGUGUGGGUCAGUCUGUGUUUGGUCCGGUGCUUGCCAGCUGCUUGUCGUGCUCGGUCUUGCGUGGUUCGAGGGUUCGGGUGAUAAUAACAGUAACAUGGCACUCAGAGGAAAUGGAACGCUUAUCACGCACAACAACUCGACCUACAUCCCACCUUCCUUAAUGCCCGGAUACUGCGGCUAUGUUCCAACUUCAAAGUACUUGUAUGGAGACACAUUCGGGAAUGCCACCAUCAAAUACUUUCAGGACUUCCGCAGCGGGGCAAUGGCCUGCAGCACGAUCCCGUACAGCCGCGGUGGGAUGUUCCCAUCCAUCUUCUCCAACAGCGGGCUCCUAGUGUCGGCCCAGCGGGCUCAGAGCCGCAGUCCCUACUGGGCCCGUUUCAAUGUGGACUUCAAACGCCAGGAGACGCUGAAAAGCUUCGGAGAGCUCUCUCAGAAACACCGGGAGAGCUAUAAGGACAAGACAGGAAAACGACUUCCCGUCAAACACUUCGUCAUCCCAGUGAAAGAGAGCGAAAAAUACUUCUGGAAGCAGAUGUAAGAUCUAAAGUUGUGUAGUCAAUACAUAUUCCUGUAAUGUUUUUACAUGUACAUUUACGUGCUAUUGUGAACAGAUGCGUCUAAAACAAAAUACUACUGAUGCAACAAAAAUAUGUGUUACUUAGACUGUCAUAACUGCUUUCAAAGCACAUUGUAGGCUAUUGGCAAUGGACUUGUUAAUGCCUUGUAGUCUGUAUGAACUACAUUUAUAUAUUAUUUCAAAAUAAAACAUACUCAACCACA
This is a messenger RNA of Oncorhynchus mykiss (rainbow trout), 804 nucleotides long. RefSeq names its product ciliary microtubule inner protein 2C (gene cimip2c). NCBI's taxonomy places the organism in Eukaryota, Metazoa, Chordata, Actinopteri, Salmoniformes, Salmonidae. The record is from RefSeq and is a predicted model, not a curated record.